UCCAUCUCAGAGGUAUAGUAGUGCACACGAGUUAGGAAGGGAGUAGCGUAGAGUAGGGAGCUCGGUGGUCUCUGACCUUUCUCUGAGAAAGAGAAGAAGAACGGAGAUCCCAGCAGCCCCUGUCUCGUCACUCUAUCGAUCUCACACACUGGUAGCGGCUAGCGACUAGCUAGAGCUCGAUCUAUCUUGCUAGGUACUGUCGCAAUGGCAGGAGGGUUCUUCUCCAUGGAGCACCCGUGGGCCUCUGCCUUUGGCAUCCUAGGCAACAUCAUCUCCUUCCUGGUGUUCCUCGCGCCAAUGCCGACGUUCCUGCGCGUGUACCGGAAGAAGUCGACGGAGGGGUUCAGCUCGGUGCCGUACGUGGUGGCGCUCUUCAGCUGCACGCUGUGGAUCUUCUACGCGCUGGUGAAGACCAACUCCAGCCCGCUGCUGACCAUCAACGCCUUCGGCUGCGCCAUCGAGUCCGUCUACAUCCUCCUCUACCUCCUCUACGCGCCGCGCCCCGCCAGGCUCCGGGCGCUCGCCUCCUUCCUCCUCCUCAACGUCGCCGCCUUCUCGCUCAUCGCCGUCGUCACGCUCGUGCUCGUCGCGGAGGCGCAGCGGGUCAGGGUGCUCGGCAGCAUCUGCCUCGCCUUCUCCAUGGCCGUCUUCGUCGCCCCCAUGAGCGUCGUCGUAAUAUAUACCCGAUCGACCAGCAAGCUAAAGCGAGAUAAUAUAAUUAAGACGCGUGCCCUAGCUAAUUAUAACUGCUCCUUGUUGUGCACGCAGUUUGUUGUGAUCAGGACCAAGAGCGCCGAGUUCAUGCCCUUCUCCCUCUCCUUCUUCCUCACCCUCAGCGCCGUCGCCUGGUUCUUCUACGGCCUCUUCACCAACGACCUCUACGUCACGCUCCCGAACGUGGGCGGCUUCUUCUUCGGGUGCGUCCAGAUGGUGCUCUACUGCUGCUACCGGAAGCCCAAGUCGGCGGCGUCCGUGGUCCUGCCGACGACGGCCGCCGCGCUGGCGGCGGAGUCGGCGGAGAUGGAGCUGCCGCUCGCCGCCCUCGACGCGGCGGCCGUGCUGCCGGCGUGCGCGGUGCCCGUGCUGGCCGAGCUGCACAAGCUGGAGGAGGCGGUGGGGUCGCCGCGCAAGGGCGGCGUCAAGGCCAUCUGACCCAGCUGAGCUGCAUGCCCCAACAGUGGCGUUGCCUCCUGAACCUGAUCGAAUUGAGGCGCGCGCGAUGCAAUAGUUUGGUAGACUGAAAUUAUUAACUGCCCAGUAGAGAGAGGUAUCAGCUAUACGCGUGUGUGUAUCUUCUUCUGAUCUAGCUAAUCGUUUGUUUGGUUGGUUUGGGUUUGGAUUUGUGUGUGAUAUUGUUAAGUGAGUUUGUACUCGAAAUUAGUCUGGUGAUUUUGUCUACAAAUUACCUGAUGAUUUGGGCGAAUAAAAAGAGGUACCGUGCGCGCGCUCGUUAAUUUUACU
Molecule: messenger RNA, 1461 nt
Organism: Panicum virgatum (switchgrass)
Lineage: Eukaryota; Viridiplantae; Streptophyta; Magnoliopsida; Poales; Poaceae
Product: bidirectional sugar transporter SWEET11-like
Exons: 4
Coding region: 205-1152 (315 amino acids)
Biological process (GO): carbohydrate transport
Cellular component (GO): membrane
Molecular function (GO): sugar transmembrane transporter activity
Source: RefSeq, a predicted model, not a curated record